Cooperia oncophora is the source of this 240-nucleotide messenger RNA. Lineage: Eukaryota; Metazoa; Nematoda; Chromadorea; Rhabditida; Trichostrongylidae. The record is from the annotation of a GenBank genome assembly.
AUGCCAAUAGAGAGUGGUGACAACUCGGUUCCUGGAAUCGCUUCCGGCGUUGCAUGGUACUACUUGGAUUCGAAUAAGAAAGGAGCGCUAAUACCUUCCCCCAACACCCUCGACAGUAAGGAUCAGGCUAUUGCAUACACUCUGAACCAAUUCUAUAGCAAAAAGUCGGAUCCAACAAUAUUUCACGUCAUGUACAACGAUGAGGUGAGUCUCUUACCGUAUCCUGUGGUUUUUUGGUAG